Molecule: messenger RNA, 1365 nt
Organism: Funneliformis caledonium
Lineage: Eukaryota; Fungi; Glomeromycota; Glomeromycetes; Glomerales; Glomeraceae
Source: the annotation of a GenBank genome assembly
AUGGGAUCUCGAAAAGUUAACCACGAUAUAAAUAAGAAAUUCUCUGAACGUUCAUGGACAUUGAAAAAUGAUGUCGAAAAUCUUAACACGGAGAAGAAUUCUUCAGAUAAUAAUGUUCGUGUCAUAGUUGGAUUAGACUUUGGAACCACCUACUCUGGAUUCGCAUAUUGUCAUGCUAAAGAAAAAAAUCAUCCAUAUUCAAACGAAUUAUGGCAUGGAGAAGUAGGCCAACUAAAAACCAACACAGUUCUUCGAUAUGACGAUGAAUAUAAUAAUGAUAAUAAACCCGUUGAAUUGUUUAAAUUGCAUUUGGGAGAUAUAAUGGAUAAGUUUAAACCGAAACUUCCAGUUGAAUAUAAAAAAGCGAUCACUGAUUAUUUAAGAGAAAUUGGAAAGGUGAUUAAAGAAAUGGUUACUACACGAUGGUCAAAUGUUGAUUACUUUGAAAAGGUUCUUCUGGUUCUUAGCGUUCCUGCGGAAUUUUCUGAAAAAUCUAAAGCAAUUAUGAGGAUAUGCGCGUAUAAUGCAGGUUUGAUCAAAGAAGAAUGUUCAACGAACUUGCAAUUCACUACGGAACCCGAGGCUGCAGCUGUAUAUUGCAUAAAAAAUAGCCUUAGAGAGCAUGCUCUUGACCAACCAGGAACUAAUUUUAUGGUAGUCGACUGUGGUGGUGGUACAGUAGAUUUAACGGUUCGUAAAUUAUUAAAUGAUAAACAAUUUGACGAAAUAACCGAAGGAUCCGGUGAAUUUUGUGGAAGUACUUUUAUCGAUGCCGAAUUUAUUAAAUAUUUACGAAAAAAUCUCGGAGACAAACCUAUGGAUUCACUUGUAGAGAAUCAUUAUGGACGAAUGCAGUACAUGAUUCAACAAUUUUGUAUAUCUGGCAAACUUCCUUUUACGGGAGAUGAUCCAAAUUUUCAAUAUGUGUUGGAUAUUCAGGAAACUAUUCCUGAAUUAAAGCAAUAUAUCACUGAUGAGAAUAUCAUAAAAGCUUUAGACGACUGGGUAGUCGAAAUUGAUUUUGAAACCAUGAAAUUGAUAUUUGAACCUGUCAUCCAAAAAAUUCUUCUUAUGAUAAAAGCUCAACUAGAUAACGUACAAGAAACUUGCUCUGCAAUGUUCUUAGUUGGGGGCUUUAGUGAAUCCAAAUAUUUACAAAAAAGAAUUAAAGAAGAAUUUCUUCAUCGAGUAAAGGAUAUUUCAGUUCCUAUUCAACCUAUGGCAGCAAUCGCACGUGGAGCAGCAAUUUAUGGAUUAUCUAUAAAAUCAAAUAACCUGAAUAAUAUAGGGAAUGAUGAUGAUUUGAAAUGUGUUAUUUUUUCAAGGGUCCUUAAAUAUACUUAUGGAAUUAAAACAACAACUUAA